This is a messenger RNA of Dalotia coriaria, 2639 nucleotides long. RefSeq names its product minichromosome maintenance 3 (gene Mcm3). Gene Ontology annotation, biological process: mitotic DNA replication initiation; DNA strand elongation involved in DNA replication; DNA replication. Gene Ontology annotation, molecular function: single-stranded DNA helicase activity; ATP hydrolysis activity; ATP binding. The transcript has 7 exons. Bases 110 to 2503 code for a protein of 797 amino acids. Gene Ontology annotation, cellular component: MCM complex; nucleus. The record is from RefSeq and is a predicted model, not a curated record. Lineage: Eukaryota; Metazoa; Arthropoda; Insecta; Coleoptera; Staphylinidae.
UUCCCGCCAAAACACUCGUUCGGUUAUUACUUGUUGUGCGGUCGUGUUAUCGUCAAUUUUGUUUAAAAUAAGUGUUUAUUUGUUUAAUUUUAUAAAUUAACUCUUCAAAAUGAUUGAGCCGCAAGAUAUUGAUCAAAGACAGCGUGAGUUGCAACGCGAAUACUUGGAUUUUUUGGAUGAUGAAGAAGACCAAGGAACUUAUUCCACGCUUGUGAAAAAUAUGAUCGCAGACGGCAGUCGUCGUUUAGUGGUCAAUAUCAAUGAUUUGAGAAGAAAGAACCCUGCGAGAGCAGAAAGCCUCUUGAAUCAUGUUUUUGAAGAGCAGGUUGCUUUUGAGAAAGGUCUAAAAGAGUUCGUUAUCACCAUUAAUCAUGAAUAUGCAAAAACCCAAGAUGAGUUUUUCAUUGCUUUUGAGGGUAGCUUUGGUAACAAGCAUGUUACUCCAAGAAACUUAACUUCAAGUUACUUGGGGAACUUGAUUUGUGUUGAAGGCAUUGUAACAAAAUGCUCUCUUGUCCACCCAAAAGUAGUAAGAAGUGUGCACUAUUGUGCUGCAACAAAGAAGAUCAUGGAAAGAAAGUAUACAGAUCUGACUUCAAUGGAAGCAUUCCCCACCAAUUCAGUAUAUCCUACCAAGGAUGAUGAAGGCAACUUGUUGGAGACAGAGUUUGGUAUGUCUACUUACAAAGAUCAUCAAACGAUUUCCAUUCAAGAGAUGCCUGAAAAAGCGCCGGCAGGACAAUUACCACGCUCUGUGGAUAUUAUUGUUGAUAAUGAUUUGGUAGACAAGUGCAAACCAGGUGAUAGAAUUCAAGUUGUUGGCAAUUUUAGAUGUUUGCCUAAUAAACAGGGAAGUUUUACAAAUGGUACAUUCAGGACAAUUGUGAUUGCAAACAAUUUAACUCUUCUGAGCAAAGAAGCUAAUCCAUCGAUUUCCCGUGAAGAUGUCGCUCGUUGCAAGAAUCUCGCUAAAAACAACAAAAAUGUUUUCAAUUUACUAGCAAAAUCAUUGGCUCCAUCAAUUCACGGCCAUGAAUACAUCAAGAGGACAAUUUUAUGUUUACUGCUGGGCGGUGUGGAGAAGAAUCUCCCGAAUGGCACACGUCUCAGAGGAGAUAUUAAUGUUCUACUCAUUGGUGAUCCCAGUGUAGCCAAAUCACAACUUUUACGAUAUGUUCUUUGCACUGCACCUAGAGCAAUCCCUACUACAGGUCGAGGUUCUUCAGGUGUUGGUCUCACGGCAGCGGUGACUAGCGAUCAGGAAACCGGUGAACGUCGACUUGAAGCAGGCGCCAUGGUUCUCGCCGAUCGCGGUGUCGUGUGCAUUGACGAAUUCGACAAGAUGUCCGACAUGGAUCGUACCGCUAUUCACGAAGUCAUGGAACAGGGACGCGUUACAAUUGCCAAAGCCGGUAUUCAUGCCAGUUUAAAUGCGCGUUGUUCGGUUCUCGCUGCUGCCAAUCCCGUGUAUGGUAAAUAUGAUCAAUACAAAACUCCCAUGGAGAAUAUUGGCCUGCAAGAUUCGUUACUUUCGCGUUUUGAUUGUCUGUUCGUGAUGCUGGACAGUGUCGAUGAAGAUCAAGACUUGAAAAUUUCUGAUCACGUUGUGAGAAUGCACAGAUACAGAAAUCCGCUUGAACAAGAUGGCGAAGUGUUGCCAAUGGGCAGUACUGUUGAAAAUUUAAGCACACAAAAUCCGAACGAUAUCAACGGAACAAAAGAAACACCAAUGUACGAGAAAUACGAUCCGUUACUGCAUGGUGGCAGCCGGAAGAAGACUGAUAAGAUUCUCAGCGUUGAAUUCAUGCGGAAAUAUAUUCAUUUUGUUAAGAUUAUGAAACCUACACUCACUGAGGAAGCUUCAGUCAUCAUCGCUGAAGAAUAUUCAAAGCUACGUUCAGAAGAACAUCUUGCAAAUGAUGUUGCCAGGACUCAACCUGUAACAGCUCGGUCUUUGGAGACAAUGAUUCGUUUAGCUACUGCACAUGCGAAAGCAAGAAUGUCACGAACUGUUGACGCCGAAGAUGCGCAUGCCGCCAUUGAAUUAGUGCAGUAUGCGUACUUUAAACGCGUUUUAGAAAAGGAAAAGAAGUCGAAACGUCGUCGUGCAUCUGUUGGAUCUGAUCAGGAGGACGGAGAGGAAGAAGAAAAUGAUUAUGAAGCGCGUCCAACAAAACGAACUAAGAUACAGGAACCGACAGAAGAUGCUACUCUUCCACCUACAGAAGAAUCUACAAUCAUGGAAGCUGAAACCACGAUGGAUAUUCAAGUUGAUUCAACACCAGCUCACAUUGAUGAUAGAAGACUUGCUAAGUUUAAGAGUAGUUUACAACGUGGAUUUAGAGAUAAUCGCGUUCAAUCUUUGAGUUUAACCAAAGUAAAGGAAAUCGUAAACGAAAACAAUACUUCUCCAUUUACUGAGAGUGAGGUAAGCGCCGCCAUUGAACGCAUGACAGAUGACAAUCAAAUCAUGGUUUCUGAUGAUAUUGUUUUCUUGAUUUAAACAAAAUUUACAUUACAUUAUGAUUGUUCACAGUUUUUUUUAUAUAAUACAUAAAAUGGCUUGUAUUCUCAUACAAUUAGAACAUAAUUCGUCUAAUACCUAGUUAUUUAUACAAUAAAAUAUACAUACACAACAA